Molecule: messenger RNA, 1749 nt
Organism: Ornithodoros turicata
Lineage: Eukaryota; Metazoa; Arthropoda; Arachnida; Ixodida; Argasidae
Exons: 5
Coding region: 349-1107 (252 amino acids)
Source: RefSeq, a predicted model, not a curated record
GCGCGAAGCACGAGGGAGAGGGGGAUGUGCGCAUGCGCCGUGUCUUUUUCGCAAGUGGCGGAUUGUGAUGGAUACUAGAAGGCUUGCCCUGGAUUUCGUCUGCACCGAAAGUCGGCUGAUCGUCCCAGUCCAAUCCGUCACUCUUUGUUUACGAAUGGCGCAUGGCUAGCGCGGUGAACUGUUCAUCGUACUGUUGUACUUCAGUGCUUAAGCUAGCCCAUAACUGCUGCACGUGCACCGUUCGCAGCGGGUUGUUUGUCAUCUGCGUAACUCUGUGCUUAGAACCUUUUUGUUGCGCGCUUUUUAAGCGUUGCCGUCUACGCGUAUUAUUGUCACCGCUGCUCCACGAUGGAUGCCAAAGCAGCUAUGAAGGCGGCGAGACUGAACAAGAGGCAGAAGGAGGUGAAAGAGAAAGAACGCUUAAUUGCUAAAGUGAGGUCACACCCGUGCAUAUGGGACCGCCGCAGUGGGGAGUACAGGAACCGGCUCCUGCUGGACGAGUCAUGGGAGACCAUCGCACGAGAGAUGAACACUACACAAAAGGAAUGCAAGAAAAUGUGGAAAAAUCUAACUGACCAGUUCCGCGCAAAUUAUCAGGAGCUGCUGUGUCAGAAGAAUGGCAGUGCUACGGGGGAGGCAGAAGCAGCUGCAGGAAAACCUGUAAAGUGGAAAUUUUUUAAGAGCCUCUUUUUCUUGAAGGAUGUACUUGGAAGGAAGGAAGACAGCAAUAUUGAAGAUGUUCCACAAUGCAGUAACUCUUCACUGCAGGAUGGACCAUCCAAUGGUGGCGAUGCCUGUCUGGCGAAGGACGUACCACAGGACAGCCCCAGCUGUAAUGCUACACCAUCGCCCCCUCUCUCCCCUGUCAAAAACCAUCAAUGGAAGAAGAAGAGGCAGGAUGAUAGUGGGGCUAUUCUGGAAGACCUCAGUGCUGUGUCUUGCUCACUUGUCCAACAAAAGGGCAGCCAUCAGCGAUUUGCAGAUUACUGCGCCUACCUGAUGGAAUAUGUCCCGAGUCACCUUGUCCGCAGGUGUGAACAGGAAGUCAUAAGGGUCAUCAACACAUUUGCGGACGGUGGAUGCGUAUAUGCUCAAGAGUUGGUGUAAACGAACCUUCUGGACAAAUGUGGUGCAUUUUUGUCAGUGUUUUCUUUCACUGUGCUCACAACAACAAGUUUAUUUUAUGAUGAUGAUUGGGGAGUUCCAUUGCCAAGGGUGAUACUCUACCCCAUUGCUGGUGGCAUUAUGGGAGAUCAAAUAAUGAGUCACUCCACACUGUCCAAAAAGGCACUCUGCAAAGAAAAUAUGUGUCGCGCUUCAUGCGGUGCACAAACAAAACUGACAGCAUCCAAACAGUGUUAUGAGCAUCGGACGUCUUCCACUGCCAGGACAUACAGCACUGAAGGAAAAGGUGAAUCUUUCCCUCAACAUAUAAGCACAUAGGGGUAUAUGUGCAGCAACCUCAUGUUCAUGUGACUCACCCACGCCUUUCUCCUGCCGUUCCUCCUGCAUACUCUUCCAAGGGAGUCAACGUGUCUGUAUAUCCUUGUGGGAAGUGCAUCCUCCUAUGGUUUUCACCCUCCUUUCAUGAACAAAAGUUGUGCGGUACCCUUUACCACUUCAUCAACAUUUCUUGGACUCAGCAUCAUUGGACUGUGGUAAAUCUAGUGGCUAGUCCAAUGGUCCAAUACCAAAUACAUUUUCUAUGCACCAGCUGCAAGAAACUUGAAAUAAAAUGCUGCACCGUAA